AUGCUCCAACAACUUUUACAAGGGCAAGCCAAAGGUUCUCUGGAAAUGAACAACAAGCUGGUUGAGAUACACUCUAAACUAGAGUCAUUGACUUCAAGAGUCCAAAUCAUUGAGUCUUCAAGUGCAUCAUCCUCUUCACCACAAGAGUAUGCCCAAGCAGUUACACUAAGAAGUGGGACAAUUCCCGAAGCUCGAUCGAGCCAGAAGAGAACAGACAAAGCAAACUCCAGCCAACCAGCUAAACCUGUUGCAAAGAAGAAAGACACUCCAGCAGGACCACCACCAUACAAACCCCCUCUGCCCUUUCCAGGAAGGUUCAAGAAACAACUGUUGGAAGCACACAAGGCCAAGUUUGAUGAACUAAUGAGACAGCUUGAGCUGAAGUUGCCCUUCAUCGACGCCUUGAUGCUCAUUCCACCUUAUCAGAAAUUUCUGAAGGAUGCUGUUCAGCAAAGAACCAGGGAAGCACAAGGGAUGGUAGUGUUGACUCGCGAGUGCAGUGCAAUCAUUCAGCGGAAGGUCAUCUCCGACAAAAAGGAAGAUCCGGGGAGUUUCACUUUGCCCUGCAUGUUGGGACCCCUAUCUUUCAAAAACAGCCUCUGCGAUCUAGGAUCAUCUGUCAGCCUCAUGCCUUUGUCUGUAGCAAAGAGACUGGGAUAUCACAAGUACCAAGCCUGCGGAAUCUCACUAGUCUUGGCAGAUAGAUCGAUAAGGUUACCAACUGGGAUGCUUGAAGACCUGCCUUUGAGGAUAGGGAAUGUGGAAAUCCCCACGACUUCAUUGUGCUUGAGAUGGAUGAGGAACCAACAGAUCCAUUGA
Messenger RNA from Microthlaspi erraticum, 819 nucleotides. NCBI's taxonomy places the organism in Eukaryota, Viridiplantae, Streptophyta, Magnoliopsida, Brassicales, Brassicaceae. The record is from the annotation of a GenBank genome assembly.